Molecule: messenger RNA, 1773 nt
Organism: Metschnikowia bicuspidata var. bicuspidata NRRL YB-4993
Lineage: Eukaryota; Fungi; Ascomycota; Pichiomycetes; Serinales; Metschnikowiaceae
Gene: HGT14
Product: Hgt14p
Exons: 1
Coding region: 1-1773 (590 amino acids)
Biological process (GO): carbohydrate transport; transmembrane transport
Cellular component (GO): membrane
Molecular function (GO): carbohydrate:proton symporter activity
Source: RefSeq, a predicted model, not a curated record
AUGAAACCGACCAGUAGCAUCAGCUCCAAGGGAUCCGAAGACGGGUUGUCCGAGCUCCAUGUUGCACCAUAUCAUGAAGGGGAAACGAGAACCACGCUCCAACACUUGAAAGAUUCGCUUCUCUUGAAAAAUUUACUCGAAAAGAACGAAGAUCGGCCCACACCUCCGCAGGUGUAUAACUGGCGUGUGUACUUCACGGCCUUGAUUUCCUCUGCAGCCGCAAUCAUUAUUGGGUAUGAUGGUGGCUUCAUUGGGGGCACAGUUGCUCUUGACUCGUUUCUCCAAGAAUUUGGCCUCGACACCAUGACCGAACAACAUCGUGGCCAGGUCACGUCCAACGUUAUUUCUGUUUUCCAUGCCGGAUGCUUCUUCGGAUCGUUGAUCUCAUAUCCGUUCUCGUACUACUUCGGUAGAAAGAUACCGCUUAUAAUCGCUGCCACGACCAUUACUAUUGGCUCUGGAAUCAUGCUAGCUGCAAACUCCUCGACCGGUUUGGGCCCCAUCUACGCUGGCCGUGUCAUUGCGGGAUUUGCCGUUGGCUUUUCAACCAACCUUACGCCCGUAUACUUGAGCGAGAUCAGUCCCCCUGCUAUCCGCGGGCGCAUCAUUGCGCUUUAUGAGAUCGGGUGGCGUAUCGGUGACUUGGUGGGAUUCUGGAUCAAUUUCGGAAUCGACUCGCACAUCCCCGAUUCUAAGAAACAAUGGUUCAUUCCCUUUGCAGUCCAGCUCAUUCCAAGCGCCAUGUUCUUGGCAGGCGCCAUCAUUAUGAAGGAGUCUCCGCGGUGGUUGUUGUCGGUGAACAAGCACGAUCGCGCGAUCCGAAACUUAACUUGGUUCAGAGACUUGCCCGAAAGCGACGAGUACAUAAUUUACGAGGUGAAUCAGGUGAAAGAGUCGAUCGAGAGUCAGCGUUCUAAGGCAGGCUUGGGCUUGUUCGACCCCUUCAGGCAGAUCUUCAGAAGUGGUGACCACAAGAUUCUCUAUAGGUUAUGCCUCACGUGCACGCUAUUCCUCUUCCAGAAUUUCUUGGGCAUCCAGUCGAUCAACUACUACUCGCCUAGAAUCUUUGCCAGUUUGGGCGUCGAGGGCACUAAUGCCACAUUGUUUUCCACCGGUAUGUUUGGCGUGGUGAAGACGGUGGUUACCUUGAUCUACGUGUUGGUUAUUGUGGAUACUUUUGGCCGGAGAAGAGCGUUCAUGUGCUCCUCGACGGUUUGUGCCUUAUGUUUCUGGUACAUCGGCGCGUAUUUGAAGCUCAAUGACCCGACGGAACCGGGCGUUGAGGCUGGCCCUGGGGGUACCGUGGCCAUUGUAAUGAUGUACGUGUGGAUCGCGUCUUUCAUUGCAGCGUGGUCCGGAGGGCCGUUUGUAGUGGGAAGUGAGAUAUUCGACCAAAACAUCCGGUCGUUUGUACAGGCCAUCAACUCUGCCGUGUCCUGGGUGGCGAUCUUCGUGAUGUCGAGGUUCACCACGCUCAUGAUUGAUGAGAUGAAAUAUGGCAUUUACUUUUUCUUUGCGUCGUUGGCCGUGCUUUCGGUUCCGUUUGUAUUCUUCUGCAUCCCAGAGACAAAGGGCAUUGCUUUGGAGGACAUGGACAAGUUGUUCGACCGAACGAUUCCCGCAAGAAAGGCACACCACUACGUGAUGUCUGGCGCCAGAGAAGAUUCCCUGCGAGCCAUGGUUGAGCACAAGGGUUUGUUCAAAAUGGACACUUGUAAGUCCCUGGAUAUCGAGCAAGUGGAAGACUCCAGCUUGCUUCAGAAACGGAUAUAG